AUGGCGGAGCAGAUCAGGGCGUCCAGUGGAGUGAUAACCAGCCCUGGCUGGCCCUUCCAGUACCCGUCCAGGAUCAACUGCAGCUGGAACAUCAGGACCAACCCUGGGGAAAUCAUCACCAUCAGGUACAGCUGAACACCAUCUCCUCUCCACAAUCUAUACCUCUCCUCCUUUCUUCUUCCUCCUCUCCCUCAGCACUUCUCUCCAUCUCUCCCCUUCCUCUUCCCUCCCUCAGUCUGUCAUCAGCCUGGCUGGCUGCGCACACUUCCCACGCGCUAAAAGGGCCUGAUUAAUGCAGAGGCUGAAGCCCCGGGGCCCAAGCCAGUAUGGUGCCCUUGAGCAGAUAAAUAUGUGUAUCUUUAAUUUUGUUUUACUGCAACCACCAACCACAGGAGCCCGCUCUCAAUGAGUGUAGAUAGUCUGCCACUCUGCAAAUCAACAGAUGGGGGAGGAGGUCGGGGGAGAGUAAUUUUAGCAGUUUUAAAGCUAAUUACCAGCAAUUCUACACAUUUUGCCAUGACAUGCCAUGUUAAUGAUGUCUGAAUGAGAUCGAUUAACAAAAUCAAUGGGGGCCCACUGGAGCCCUGUGUGUCCAGUCGGUAUUCGGCCAUGAUUACUACAAGUUUAGAUUGCUGGUAAGGAUAUGACAAAUGGACAAUUUUUCAUAACAUUUAAAUGACCUUUUUUUUUAUUUUAUAUUGGUUUUCUGUUAAAACUGUUAAGAAAAAACCAAAGCCCUGGGGCCUAUGAUUUGUUAAUCCGGCCCUGCGUGCUAGCUUCUCCUCAGAGUACUAGCUCAGCUCAGCUGAAACAGUUAGGGCUUGGAUUUGCGGUACUGUAGACUAUAGGCCUAGGUGCUGCUGUGUAAUGCUCUGAUGAAGGUCUGUUUAGACCGAAUGCUUCGCUCAUGAAAUGUCAGUGUGCAGAGAUCUUUCUUCAGGUACUGUAUACUGCACAUGACAACGCCCUCUCUCACACUCAUUGUGUGUUUUAUACAGUUUAAAUGUGUCCAUUUGAAGUAAUGUGUUUUUUAUUCAUUUUGAUGAUGCUCUUCAGAUGGGCUUUCAUUGUGCUUGUAGUGUCCUGUUUGUUCGCGAAGCAUCAGCUCAAGUACAAGUAUUGUGUUUUCUGUCUGGACCGACCAGAGCGCUGAAAGGAACCCGCCUUUUCUUUAUUCCAGUGCUGUGUCCAUGGUUACCAGCACAGAAAUAGACCCUCUGUGUUUGUGUUGUUUUUUCUACAGGAUGUGAUUUAAUUGCAAGAUGAAAACCGAAAACGCAAUCUAUCAAUGACCAAAAAUGGGCAACAGAGCUUGCACACAAACACUUGAUAAAUUCACUAAAUUAGUGAAUGUGUUAGUAAUAGGUUAGUAGUAAGUGUUUAUACUCAAGUGGUGGUUAUGCACAUUAAUAAUAUAAGUGGUUAUGCUUUACUUUUAAGUAAAAGCAGUUGAGUUAUUUGCUAUGUCAUUGAUUUAACUGUUUUCAUUGAGUCUCAUCCAAUGUACUCUAACCCUGGAGGAAAGUCACUCAGUCUUACCAGUGAUCAUCUUUAUUGUUGGGGAAUUUCUUUCAACUGUUUGCUUUUUUCCAGCAUGUACCCUAUGAAAGUCGCUCAUAUCGGUGACAUCCAGUUUACAGACUUCGACUAGCAAUUAAUGUGAUGUGGUUUUCUUACCUACUUCAGUUGAAUGCACUUAUUGUAAUUCACUCUGGAUAAGAGUGUCCAAAAGCUAGAAUCCUUAAUUGGUGAAACUGCCACGUCCGUUUGGAAUAUUACAAGAAGUUACUGCAAACAACAAACACUUUUUUUCCCUCUAACAUCAAUGCACGUAUCAUAGAACAGCAGAACAUUUACUGAAAAACAAUAAAGGCGCUGGGGCGAACAGUGGUGCUCUUUCCCCAAAUGCGGAUUUGUCCUUUAACUUAGUAAAAUGUACAGUACAUGAAUCAUUUUUACUGUCUGUAAACCUUAUUUAACCCCUUUGCCAUUUCUCCCCCCAGCUUCCAGGACUUCGAGAUCCAGAACUCUCACCGUUGCGGGCUGGACUGGGUUUCCAUCGGCACCUACAAGAACGUGGAUGGCUACCGGGCAUGUGGCUCGUCCAUCCCAGCCCCCUACAUUUCUUCCCAGGACCACGUGUGGAUCAAGUUCCACUCGGACGACAUCAUGACCGGCAAGGGCUUCAGGCUGUCUUACAUAACAGGUAGCACAGCUCGCAGAGUCAUCUUAUUUAUAUCUGUCAGCGAGGGCUACUGUACGGUCUGGUCAGCGAUGACACCCGGUGUCAUAUGGACGGACGUCUAG
Messenger RNA from Coregonus sp. 'balchen', 2307 nucleotides. The record is from the annotation of a GenBank genome assembly. NCBI's taxonomy places the organism in Eukaryota, Metazoa, Chordata, Actinopteri, Salmoniformes, Salmonidae.